AUGUUUAGCUGUCCGGAAGGCGAAAAGACGGACAGCAAGCGAGUAGCUAGCAAUGAACUCGGAACUGGAAACGAGGGCACAUCUCUCGAAGAUUGCAAAGAUCUGGUCUGUUUUUCUUCGCAAUAUUCGCAAGAUCAGAAAAAAUAUAUGGAUCUAUCACCAGACCUGUCAUCUCCAGCGUCUGACAGUGCUGCCGGCGCUCAAGCGUUGCUAGCCCUCAGCACCAUACAGGAGACUUCUCGUCAACCUGAGCCUGGGAAGUUAUCAGCAAAGGCUCAGGCCAGGCUGGAUGCCAAAGCAGCUGCUGAAGAGGCAGCAGUCCAGCGAAGAGCUGCUGAACGAGCAGCAAUUGCCGAAGAGAAGAGAGCUGAACGAAGGACCGCAGAGCGAGCUGCUGAUCGAGCUGCUGCCAAAGCCGCCAAAGCUGCUAUCACAAAGGCACAAACGCCUGCCAGCCCUAUCGUGAUAGAGGGCGAGGAUGAGAGCGAUGAUGCUGAGCAGGCUGAGGACCCCGAGGCUAUCGAGAUUGCUACUCCAGCAGAGGUCCGCAUCGACUGGCAUUACCCUCCUCAUCGGCGCGCACAGUUUCGAGGAAUCGCGCCUCCAGGAGUGCUCACAAAGAGGUUUGCUGGCGUGCCUUGUUUCCUCGACAUCGUUAUCAAGGAUGCCUUAACUGCCUGGCUGGACGAACAAACCAUACGAGUUGCUCGAGUUGUAGAAGGACGAACUGUUCGUGCUAAAUACAGCUUUGCCAGGAUCGUCGUGGGCAGAGGAAAUACCAUCCAUCGAGGCGAGAAGAUCCAUUGCGACGAGGUAAUGAACGACGAUUUUCGCAGUGCUGCACAACAAAUUAGCGAUGUCCUGCUCGAUAGGAAGAAUCCCCAUUGGCUUAUCAUCACAUAUACCUUCAACCUCGAGGUCAGCGGCAGCAGAUAUGUCCCUCAUGCUCUAUCCAGAGGACUCCCUCCAGCUGCAGCUGGCCAGCUAGCAGCAGAUACUCAAGUCGCCAUCGAAGCGGAAGCCAGCGAGUUCAACGAUCUCUUCACGCCUGCAAGCACAACAGCACGAGCGCUCCAGACGCCAGGAACAGCUCGCUCGCGCUCAAAAGCCUCGAGUCUGUACGAGCAGAUCAAUGCCGAGAUCGCCAGCCAGAGGGACCUCCACAGGCAGCUCAAUAUCCAUUGGCAAUGCCGUGAUCCUAUACGCUAUACCAACAACAGAAACAGUACCAAGUUUGCUGUACAUUGUUGGGUCGAGCCUGAUGGUCGUCAUCUGAAGCUUGAUCAACAGGACCUGAUGCAAUGGGCAGAGAAGAUCGCGAACAAGGCUGAAAAGGCUGAUGUUGACCAUAUUCCACUUAGUAUAUAUCGCCAGAUCCUCGGUCGUGCUAUCUUCCGUGCACAAGCAACCUCGAGCACUGGAGAUAGCCUUGCAUCCAGCUCAACAGCUGAAGCAGCGCCAGCAUCAGGUAUAUGGGAAGACCUCCUAGGCAGAAGAGGGAAGGCACGCGCUGGGAAAAGCAACAGCUCUAUCGGCGGCAAUAUCAUCAAUAUCAACGGAGGAGGAGAUCCUGCGAUGCUGGCGCAGUUGCUUCAAGGGCAGCUGAACAGACCCGAGUCGACGAUGCCCUCAUUCCUGCCGCCAUCAGCCCCUCCGAUGAUGCCUCCCUCUGUAUAUACAUCUUAUCAGAUGCCUGGAGCUGGGCCUUCCUCGAGAUAUACGCCUUCUCAGGCGCCAACUACGCCACCAGGCCGGCUAAUCGUGAUAUUCUCUUCGAGCCCUGUCGUGCCAGAAGGGCUUGAUAUAGAUGGCUUUAUGGACGAGUUCUUCAGGGUACUUCGACGGCGCAAGGCUCGAGAUCUGGUGGAGGCUGAGGCUGUUCGUCGCAUGGAAGAGAGGCUAGCUCGCGAGAAUAUUGCCCUCAGCAAGCUUGGCAGCGUGCCAUAUGGCUGGUACGAUACACAUGGCAUUGAAACACGCACUGUCAACCUGAUGCGUCAGUUUCUAAAGGAGUUCCUCAUCGAGAAGGGUGGGAAUAGCGUCAACUUAGCUGAUCAACAGCCUAGAACCCCUUCUGUCUCGCGACAGCCUGAUCAACAGCCUGUACCGCCUUCGCAAGCGACGACAGCAUCAGCAGCUUCGCCUGGAUGGCAUCGAAUGCCUGGAUGGCGAGAGGAUUCGUUGCUUCGCGAUAGUCAGGUGCCGUUGCCAUCUUAG
Molecule: messenger RNA, 2217 nt
Organism: Cryphonectria parasitica EP155
Lineage: Eukaryota; Fungi; Ascomycota; Sordariomycetes; Diaporthales; Cryphonectriaceae
Exons: 5
Coding region: 1-2217 (738 amino acids)
Source: RefSeq, a predicted model, not a curated record